UCCAUAAGUGACAUUUGCGCAGUGUGUCCGUCCAGUUAUUCGUUUCUUUUAUUUUUUUCUCCGCAUCCGCAGCGCGAACAUCGUGUGACGUUGCGUGUACGUGGAGGAAGUUCGCGUCGCUCUGCCGACGCGUCGUCGCGAAAUUUUCUUCCCUUACUCCUUAAUUUCAAGUUUCAUUCCAAAUAGAUCGAUCAAUAUCGAUUUGUGACGUAACUGCACACCGUAACGCGGUUUAGAUAACAAAGUUACCGAUGCCACCGGCCGGAAGUCACGUAUGAGAGCCAGGCGCGAUUUUCGAAAUGUACGAGAACCUGUUCAAGAAUCCGCUGCACCGGGUGUUCGUGUACGGCACGCUGAAACGGGGAGAACCCAAUCACGGGAUUAUAAAGGAUGUCACGAAUGGCUAUGCGAAAUUUCUGGGCAUCGGCAAGACGACGAUCUCGUAUCCUCUGGUGAUCGCCACCAAGUACAACAUCCCGUUCCUGUUGAAGAAAUCCAACGUCGGCAAUCAUGUGCAGGGUGAAAUAUAUGACGUGGACUCGGCAAUGCUGAGAAGACUGGACGAGCUGGAGGAGCACCCCACCUUUUACGAACGCACUGAGGAAGAAGUCUUGUUAACUCCGGAAGCUAGGCUUAGGCCCGGGAAAACGUUCGAAGAGGUCGGUGAGCUGACGAAGGCAUGGAUAUAUUUCUUGCCGAGAUACAAUCCCACACUGCUGGAAGGUUCCAUGUACGCGUCUUACAGCAACAACGGGAAACACGGGCUGAAGUAUUGCGAGAAGUAUGUUCGCGAUCCGUCCUAUGAUCACAAAAAGGAAGUACAGUAAGAUCAUCUCGCGGCUUCUUUUAUCUCGUUGCAGUAAUGAAGAUUCGUCAAGCGUUAACGACGUCCUUUGAAUACCUCGAAUUGACACUUUGUCUCGCUCCGAGUGAGUGAUCCGAUGCAGCCAUUCCGGAACACUAGUGAUUUUUUAUUUCGACAAUAACGAUUUGGUCCCUUAAUAAAGAGCAGACCCGACGAGAUGCCAGCUGAAGAACCGAUAAACAAGGCUUCGGUCUGCGCAGGAUCGUCAGUUUGUAAGACUGUACUUUUAUAUUGUUGCAUGAUAAUGAUGCAAUGACGAUAUAAUCUUUUGGCGAUUCUACGUAGAGUUCAAUUCGACAUUGCAUCUCGUCGCAAUUGAUUUUAUCAAAUAUUGUCUCUAUGCAUUUAUAUUCUUUUUUUAAUUAAUUAUUUUUAAUAGUCAGAGACUGCGUUCCGAAAUUCACUGCCGGUAUUAAAGAAGAGAAAGUACUGGAAGUGCAUAUCGGAACGCAGCCAGAGUACAAUCUGGGUAUCAAAAUGGUCGGUUAAUUUAAAAAUACGCGGCUGCCCGGGUGAUAUUCGGAAAGUUCGGAUACCAUAUAGCAACGUUACAACAUUGAUUGUUAGCUUUUGUGCUGUAUGGACGGAGGACUUGACGCCGCUUGAACACCUACAUUUAUAUUACUGAGGUGUAUUAUUUAUUUUACUCGGGACAACCUGUGUAUAUCGUAAUUGACUUUUAUUAAAUAUACGCCACCCCACAUC
This is a messenger RNA of Dinoponera quadriceps, 1570 nucleotides long. Its product is annotated as putative gamma-glutamylcyclotransferase CG2811. The record is from RefSeq and is a predicted model, not a curated record. Bases 300 to 827 code for a protein of 175 amino acids. Gene Ontology annotation, molecular function: gamma-glutamylaminecyclotransferase activity. NCBI's taxonomy places the organism in Eukaryota, Metazoa, Arthropoda, Insecta, Hymenoptera, Formicidae. The transcript has 3 exons.